Molecule: messenger RNA, 3140 nt
Organism: Protopterus annectens (West African lungfish)
Lineage: Eukaryota; Metazoa; Chordata; Ceratodontiformes; Protopteridae
Product: zinc finger protein 883-like
Exons: 6
Coding region: 326-2242 (638 amino acids)
Source: RefSeq, a predicted model, not a curated record
GACUAAGCAGAUGAGACUGGAACAAGAAACAUCUCUGAAAACGGUCUCUUCUUUGUCCUUUUAAAGAGGCAACCUGAUUCUUUUACCAAACAAUAAUUAUUAAGAAAGUGAGUAAAGGUAGUAAUGAUAGCCAUGUGAACUUGUGUGGUGCCGUGUUGGGAAAUUAAUGCCAAGUUUAAUUCUGUAAUGAACUGCACUGCAUUGGGCCUAAUUCUAACUCACUCUCUGAGAGGAGAAAACACACUGCCUUUGUUGAUUUGCUUUUGAAAGGAGCUCAAGUUACAAGCAUUGAUCAAGUGACGCUGUGGUCACCCCAGAGCAAAGAAUGGAGGUAGCUGUGUCACUUGAAGAUUCCUCAGCAGAGCUUCCAGAAGAAAAGUGGAGCAUGAAAAGCAAGAGUGAGAUGGAAGACAGAAAGGAUGGAGAGCUGACAAAUUCCAACAACUUGACUUCAAUGGUUGUCUUGGAUGUAGCUGAACAGCAGAAGUGGUUUGAAAGAGAUGAGAAACCCCCUCACGGCAAUUUAGUAACUUUUGGAAAGAGAGAAGAGCAAAAUGCUGCAGAAGAAGCCAUCAACAAUGGCCAGAACAUGGUUGAGCAACAAAAAUGGUUCGAAAAAGAUGAGAAACCCCCUUACAAUAAUUCAGUAAUUGCUGGAAAAGAAGAAGGGCAGAAUCCUGAAGGAGAUGGAGAGACCUACAAGUUCAUCCUCAGUGAUGAAAAUGCAUACAAGUUUGCAGCCUCUGAUGAAAAUCCCUUGCAAGAUGAAAAUGUGAAAGUUCUCCAGCAAAGCUACAGUGAAGAAAAUCCUUACAAGUGCACAAAAUGUGAGAAAAGUUUUGCUUGCAUGGGCAUUUUAAAAGAACACCAGUGUAUUCAUAAUGGAGAAAUUAUUUAUAAGUGUACAGAAUGUAAUGAAAUGUUUAAAGAUCUGAAUGGAGUAAGAAAGCAUGAGCGAUUUCAUAAGAGAAGGAAACCUCAUAUAUGUGUGGGCUGUGGUAUGUGUUUUUCUCAGGCUUCACAUCUGAAAGCCCACAAAUGCAAACAUUCUGAAAAAGAAACUCAUAAAAAAUGUGAAGGUGGCACUCGUUUUAAGAGAAGAAACAAAAAGCAAAAACGUAAAAAUAAAGAUUCAGCUGGAAAAAAGUUGAAAUGCCCAGAAUGUGGAAAAGAAUUUAAGGAUCCAAAUAGUUUUACAGCUCAUAAAAGAAUUCACAGUGGGGAGAGACCUUAUAAAUGUGUAGAAUGUGGCAAAUGUUACAUUCGUUCAACUAGUCUUAGAACACACCAAAGGGUACACAAUGGAGUAAAGCCACAUAAGUGCAGUGACUGUGGGAAGUGUUUUGCUCAUAAAUCCCAGCUUAAAACUCACCAGAGAAUUCAUACUGGAGAAAAACCAUAUCAGUGUACUCAGUGUGAGCUGCGUUUUAAUCAGCUUGCUAAUCUACAGAAACACCAACAGCUGCACACAGGUGAAAAACUUUACAAAUGUACUGAAUGUGAAAAGAGCUUUACUGACAUUUCUCAACUUCGGUACCACAAGCAGAUCCACACAAAGAAACCAUUCAGGUGUAAUGAUUGUGGGAAAUAUUUCAUUGAAUCUUCUGAGCUUGAAAUACAUAAGAGAAAGCACAAUGGUGAGAAACCAUAUAAAUGUACAGAAUGUGAAAAAGAGUUUACUUUUAUGUCUCAACUUCGAACCCACCAUUUGCGGAGUCAUACUGGUGAAAAACCCUACAAAUGCACAGAAUGUGGAAUGUGUUUUAAUCGGUUAUCUAUCCUCCAGAAACACUGGCAGCGGCACACAGGGGAGAAGCCCUACCAGUGCAAAGAAUGUGGGAAAAGUUUUAGAGCCUCACAUCAUUUAACAGUUCAUCAGAGAAUACAUAGUGGAGAGAAACCUUAUAAAUGCACAGAAUGUGAAAAGUGUUUUGCACAUUCAUCUAGUCUCGUAAUUCAUGAGCGCAUUCACAAUGGUAUAAGACCAUACCAGUGCACACAGUGUGAAAAAUGUUUUACUGAUGCAUCCCGGCUUAGGUGCCACCAGCGAAUUCACACAGGAGAGAAGCCUUAUAAAUGUAUGGAAUGUGGGAAAAGCUUUACUGAUACUUCUCAGCUGACAAUCCACCAACGAAGACACACUGAGGAGAAACCAUACAAAUGUUUAAAAUGCAACAAAGGUUUUAAAGGUCAGUGUUCUUUAAGGAAACAUCAGAAACUCCACAUGCAGGAGGUGGAGUGAAGUAACAGAGGACAUUCAGCAAAUGGAACACACUCAGCAGACAGAAGAAAGCCAAGAAACAGAACACAAUGAGCAAACAGAGCAUAUACAACAACCAAAAGAACCAGAGGACUAAGUGACAAUAGCUUAAAUGUAGGGUCCAGUGUCAUUGUGAUUUUAAAGGCUUCUGAAAUCUGAUGAUGAUCUUUGAAAGUUUGAUGGAAGUAUGAAAACAGCUGAAAAAAGCAAAUACUGUGUCAAGUUGCUGUAAUAUGUAAAAGAAUAAGCCUGUGAAUGAAAUUUAAGUCAUAGUGUCAGAAAGUCUUGCAAAGUGUUAAAAUGUGAAGGUGAUUAUUUUCACGUUUGAAAUAAACUGAUAAGCAUAUUAUGCUAAAAGAAGUAUUAGUUCAACACUGUCAAAAGAAUAUAUAUUUUUGUAUGAAGAGUAGAAAAAACAUGAAAAAUACUCAGUUUUUAAUCUUUCAAAACAGUGCAGAAAAACAAGGAUAUAUUCACACCCAUUAAAAUAUUUAUUGUAUAUGUUUCUGCUUUUUAAUUGUUUAACUUCAGAUAUAUGAACUAGAAUACCAGUGUACAUAAAACUAGAACAUGAAAGUAUAGUUUAUUUGUUUUUCCAUUCUUGUCACAACUUUUGAUAUUGAUGAUUCUUAGCUUUGGUUUAGUACUUGAAAUGUAUAAUUCUUAAUCGUCAGAAUUAAUGGAUUUUUGGACAACUAAUGUUUCAUGUGCCUAGAGCCUGCCCUGUCACUAGGGCUUUAUCUUUUAAAAAUGAUGGAUGCAGGGUUUUAUUAUUAUUUUUUUAAGUAAAUUAGUUGUCCGUUGUAUAUAUUGCUAUAGAAUGCAUUAUAAAUCUGCACCUAAUUCUGACAGAUUAAUAAAAAAUGUUUUUGUUGAACAA